Messenger RNA from Micropterus salmoides (largemouth bass), 3580 nucleotides. RefSeq names its product solute carrier family 25 member 37 (gene slc25a37). Gene Ontology annotation, molecular function: ferrous iron transmembrane transporter activity. Gene Ontology annotation, cellular component: mitochondrial membrane. Gene Ontology annotation, biological process: iron import into the mitochondrion. The record is from RefSeq and is a predicted model, not a curated record. The coding region runs from base 88 to 1098 and encodes 336 amino acids. The transcript is spliced from 4 exons. NCBI's taxonomy places the organism in Eukaryota, Metazoa, Chordata, Actinopteri, Centrarchiformes, Centrarchidae.
CUCUACUAAAGUGUUGCGGUUGCCCAUGCCGCCGAGACGUCGCUGUGCGGGCUUGUGCGGAAGACCGAGUGGGAGAGCUCGCCACGCAUGGAGUUGAGCUCGGACAGUGUGGUGGCAACUCUGGAGAUGUCGCAGAUCAAACGCACAGACGAUGAGCCUUUUGAUGGUGACGUUGACUACGAGAGCUUGCCGCCUCACGUCCCAGUGUCGACCCACAUGACAGCAGGAGCCGUGGCUGGCAUACUCGAGCACACUGUGAUGUACCCCGUGGACUCUGUCAAGACAAGGAUGCAGAGCCUGCAGCCGGACCCAAAUGCACAGUACAGGAGUGUGUAUCAGGCUCUGAGAAAGAUCAUCCGGACAGAAGGGAUCUUCAGACCGCUUAGGGGCCUCAACAUCACCAUGAUGGGAGCGGGACCCGCGCAUGCGCUCUACUUUGCCUGCUAUGAACGUGUGAAACGCUCAUUAAGUGACGUCAUUCAGAAUGGAGGCAACAGCCAUUUAGCCAAUGGUUUGGCAGGUAGUGUGGCGACUGUUCUUCAUGAUGCAGUCAUGAACCCAGCUGAAGUGAUAAAGCAGAGGAUGCAGAUGUACAACUCCCCAUAUCGAGGACUUUGGCACUGUGUUCAAACAGUAACGCGUACUGAGGGCGUGGGAGCCUUCUACCGCAGCUACAGCACACAGCUGACCAUGAACAUCCCUUUCCAGGCCGUUCACUUCAUCACCUAUGAGUUGAUGCAGGAACAGUUCAACCCCCACAGACACUACCACCCUGGCAGCCACAUAUUGUCGGGAGCGGCGGCGGGAGCCGUUUCCGCAGCAAUAACCACUCCACUUGACGUUUGUAAAACUCUGCUCAACACACAAGAGAAUGUAGCACUCAACUCCAUGAAAAUCAGCGGUCACCUAACAGGAAUGGCUAAUGCCUUCAGGACAGUGUACCGGCUUGGUGGUCUGGCGGCCUUCUUCAAAGGGGUCCAAGCUCGGAUUAUAUACCAGAUGCCCUCCACUGCCAUUGCCUGGUCAGUGUACGAAUUCUUCAAGUACUUUAUGACAAAGCAGCAGCUGGAAUCUGAGGCAGGACCUCGGCCAAUGUAAUGGAAAGUGUGUCGGCGCAAAACAAACCUAGACUGGAACUGAGAAGACGCCAGCUUGAAGCGGUGUGAGCUCACUUUGUACUUUUUGAGGACAUCAGUUAUUUUCUCACGGGGAAAUCCCGGGAGGUGGAGGAGUGGCAGCGAAUAGCACUCCCUAUUGUUCACUUACCUGUGUGUGCGUGUUAAAGUUAAGAUGUUACACAACCACUAUAUGCAACAGAGAUGACCAUUCUUAGAAAUCUUCUUCCUCCUCUGCUCCACAAACACAUUAACCGCAACUUUCCAAACUCUUUUCCACAUGUGGUGGGCGUAAAAUGAAUUUGUCUUGAAUGAUGUUUAUAGCUAUUAAUAUUGGAACUUUUUAUUUAUUUGGUUAGCUUCCCGAAGCUUGGAUUUUAUGGAGGCGGAAGAAACACAGUGCUGUUUGUUUUAUUAUUAUUAUUAUUGUGUAUUUAUAAAGUACAAAAAAAGCCCAUUACAAUACAUUCCUUAGUGUCGCUCCAAGGCGAACGGAGGAGUUGCUCUGUCUAAGUGCCUCAAAUAUUAAAAACUACUCUUUUGCCCUCUUGACAGAUUCUUAUUUCCGUGUUUCAUUUUUGUUUGGUCCAUGUUCAUGCAAAGAAGCACAUUGUUAGAAGAGUAAAUCUUAAGUGGCUCUUUAUGUCAUAACUGACCACAUUUGUUUAAUCUGAAUUUACUAAACUGAAUCCUUUAAUUAUUUUUGGAUUAUCUCUGCACCAAAUGUUCAAAUGCAGGUCUGCAGCUUAUUAUUAUUAUUAUUAUUAUUUGCUUUAAGUAAAUACCAUGUGUUUACCAUGCCCUCUUUAUCCUUCAGUAUCAAGGUGUGUAGGCUGAAACGGUCCAGUUAUUUGCCUUGUUAAAGCGCAGCACUACUAUGCUCCUAAGUAACGCACAAUAAUAGUUUUUAAUGUAAAGAAUCAAACCUGUUACAGAAAGAAGGCAGCUUGUUUACAUGUAUUCAAAAACACGAAUAUAGAUUUUGAGGGCGACUAUUUCUGAGAAACUUUACUAUCCGAUACGGCUGAUGAGGCCAUAUCUCAACCAUCAUGUACAUUUGUACUGGUGUGAUGCUUAGCUUCUAAGUGGCCUGUUUUGUUUACUUGUGUCAUAUUGACCUUGAACCUAAAGGUUGUAGAUUGUAUAUAAAAUAUUUUCAGAGUAUAUGUUUUGCUGAAACUUCAAGUGUAGACUUCAUGUGAUACAAAAUGUAUAGUUGUAGCCUUUGUUUUAUUUUGAAGCUGACCAUUGUUACCACAAGAUCAGUAAUACCCUGAUCAAAUCAGCUGGUAUUUAUUUUAUUGUCAGUCGUCCUGUUGUAGUUGCACGUUUCCUGUGUGCUUACUGCUCUCUGCAGUCUCUUGACUAUUUUCCAUUCAGUUGGUCAAGACAUUCCUCCAGACACUGAUGUAAUCCAGCAAGCAGCCUGAUUUAUUUGUUUUUAAUUAUCAAGUUUUCUUUGUUCCUUUUUGGUAAAGUUCAGAGAGUUCAUCAGAUUCCAUUGGUCUCAAAAACCCUUUUAGAAUCAUAGUGCUUGUACAGUAGAGUAAUUAUUAAUAUACCAAAGACAUGGAUUAUAUUCUAUGCAUAUUCCUUUUAACCUACAAUUAUGACUCUGUUUUCCUGCAUCCUGUGAUUUGUCAUUCCACCUUCUUUGCCCCACAGUUUCCACUCAUAAGUGUUAAAUUGCCUCAUCUCUUGAAUUCUUCUGUAUAUUUAGCUCUAGAGGUUUAUUUUCUGUAUUUUGGAUCUUGAUGUGUCAAUGCUGCCUCAGCAUUUUAAUCUGAUCCUCCGAAAGGUUCCAUUGCCUACUGAAGUACUUGAGCAAAAGCAGUUAACAGUAAAAAAUUGUAUGUAUGGUUUUCUGGAAAAUUACAUUGUAACCUAAUUUUUAUUUACUGAUAAGCCACUUUAGACUAUAUAAACUGCUUGUAUUGAAUGCAAUAUGGAUUUCACAUCAAUGGAUAAGCUGUUUUGUCCGCUUGAAUAUUAAGAUUAGAUUAAUACAGCUGUUUUAUUCUAAUCACAGUUGGGUCAGUCUAUUGCCACAUUGUGUUUGUUUUAUUUUUCAGUUGGAUCUACUGACAAAACUUUACUCCUUUUUGAUUUGAACUUAAUCAUAUGAUAAACAAAAGUGAAAGACUACGUUUUUAUUAAUCACAUUAAUAUAUAUUUCCCAAACGCCUGUGUCAAAGUACAUGUCAAAGCAGUGUUUCUAAUAGAUGCUUAGUUUUUAAAGGAAGCAGCAGAACUGAUAUUCUAUGUGGGUAUUUCCAUGAUGUAAAUAUCUUGUAUGCUAUUUACGCACAGAUGAUUGAAAUGGGAGUUGGGAUGAUUUUUUUUGCUGUGGGCCACCUCCAGAACAGGAAUUGUUGGAUGUUUUGACCAAGCAAAUAUGAAAUGAUUGUGAUAAUGCUGCUACAGUAUGUAACACUGGAGCUGAAAUAAAACAUGCAAGUGAGGAA